AUGUGGUUGGUCUUCUUAGUCUUCAUCGUCUCCUGUACAAGUGCUCAACUUCUUUCCACUUCUUCAACUUCAACUUCGUCUCCUUCUUCCACAUCUUCAUCCGUUCUCAAAUGCGGAACCCCGUCGCCCGAACCCAUCGGAAACGUGUCAAUGCGCCCUCGGACCAAGUUGGUUCUGAAUGCACCGUUCGACGUUCCGUUCAAAGGCAAACUCAGCAUCCACAACGAAUCGCCGAACAACACAAUUUAUUGGAAAUUAUCGAUAAACCGAACUAAUCGAAACAAGCGCAUUUCGAUUUAUCACAAAUCGAACGGCGUGUGGUCGACAGUGAAGUCUGCCCACUGGAUUCUGAAGCCAGGAGGCCACGAGUCGCUCAUCGUCGGUUUCGAUGGAUUCGACUUUGAUCCCAAGGUUUGUACACUGCACGGUCUCCCGAGCUGACAAUAUAGGCGGCGUGGCCUCGGCGGCCAAAUGGCGUUUUCAUGAAUUGAGCAGGUUUUCUCUGAUUUUUGUCGUCAAAGGCGAUGAAAAAUAAUUGGCCAACAUGAAAACGCACUAAUUCGCACAGAAUUAAUGACGUUUUGGCGCAAUUUUCGCGGACUUUGCUUUUUCGCCUUCGCCGCCGAUCGCCGCCUAAAAACUGCACUUCUCAUUUUGCGCUUUCUUGACCGUUUUCAGACAGAAUUGGUUUUGAGAAUGAUAAAUCACGUAAAUACAAGCAUUUUGAGCGCUCAAACCGCGAAAAUUACCGAAAAGCAACUGAAAUUCACGCAGUUUUAGCCAAAAACCUUCAAACGGAUAAAUGUGAUUUGCGACUUGACCAAAUUUAACGCUCUUGCGUUAAAAAAUUCGAAAUGGCAUAUAAAAUCGGUCUAUCGAGAGACAAAUGAGAAAUUAUCGAUUUUUCGUGGCUAAUCUGGCAAAAAACACAAAUUUUGCUGUUAAAAUUUGAAUUUCGCGCCAUGUGUAUUGGACGGGGCGCACUUGCACCCAUUGUCAGCUCUGGAGACCGUGUAAUGAAUAGUGAUUCCUAUGAAAACAGAGAUUGUUACCUUCAGAUGCUAUCCUACGCGGACCGAUUGGAUCUGUUCUGGAUGAAUCUUCCCGAACGUGUUGGCAAUCUGAGCGAAUGGAUCCAAAACGAAUGCGAGUAUGAAAAAUGGGAGCACAGAAGAAAAUCGAUCAAAAUUGUCUAUAAUCCAUAA
Messenger RNA from Caenorhabditis sp. 36 PRJEB53466, 1205 nucleotides. Lineage: Eukaryota; Metazoa; Nematoda; Chromadorea; Rhabditida; Rhabditidae. The record is from the annotation of a GenBank genome assembly.